Molecule: messenger RNA, 660 nt
Organism: Penicillium longicatenatum
Lineage: Eukaryota; Fungi; Ascomycota; Eurotiomycetes; Eurotiales; Aspergillaceae
Exons: 2
Coding region: 1-660 (219 amino acids)
Source: RefSeq, a predicted model, not a curated record
AUGGCACCCAAGGACAAGUACACCGAUCCGAAACUCCGGGAUGAAGUUAAAGAAGAGAUUCACAAAGGCGACAAGGGAGGAAAACCUGGGCAAUGGUCUGCACGGAAGGCGCAAAUGAUGGCCGCGGAGUAUAAAAAACGGGGUGGGAGCUACAACACCUCUAAAGAGGAUCAAAGUCAAUCACAGAAGCAUUUGGACCAGUGGACGGAAGAAGACUGGCAAACUAAGGAAGGAUCCGGCACCGCGAAGAAGGACGAUGGAACGCGCAAGAGAUAUCUGCCCAAGCAAGCAUGGGAACAGAUGAGCGACGACGAGAAGGAGGAGACCGACGAAAAAAAGGUCCAGGAAUCUAAGGAGGGUAAGCAAUUUGUCGGCAAUACCACCGAAGCCAAAUCUGCUAGGAAAAAGGCCAGUCGUGAUUCAGUCGACUCUUCCAACGACGCCUCAAAGGCCAAUGGAGAGGAGAAACAACAUCAGACUCAGAAGCAACAAACACGUCGGUCUGGCAGAAUGCAGAAUAAAGCGAAUGACGAGAAGAAUGGCGCAUCGAAGGAGUCUAGCUCUCCUACGAGCAAGAAACGCACUGCAAAGCAAUCAGAGAGUUCUAAUAAAAAGAAAAAGAAUGGGUCAUCUCGGGCAGAGAAAAAGGAGCAGGAGUGA